AUGGUUCUCAAGGCUAGUUCAAUUCACACCAACUUCUUGUCGAGUGGCGAAAAGUACGCCACCGACGACGCCUCCUCAUCGGCUGCACCUGCGACAGCCCAGGAAGCUCCGCAGACGCCUUCAGCGCGUCCCACGCAAUCCCGCAAGAACAGCCUCUGGAGCCGCAAGAGCCGCGAGCAGCCUCGCAAAGAUGUCGAGCUGCCAGCAGGCGUCAAGGACGACAACAUCAUCCUCGUGGUCUGGGAUGGCGACAACGACCCCGAAAACCCCAUGAACUGGUCAAUGGGCCGCAAGUGGCUCACCACCGCCCUGCUUUGCUCCAUGUGCCUCUUCAUCGGUCUCGCCACUGCUGCCUUUUCCACCGGAAUCGGUCCCAUGGCUCAGGAGCUCGGUGUCUCCAACGAGGUCGGCCAGGUCGGCAUGCUUCUCUUCAACGGUGCUUUCUCCAUCGUCCCUCUCUUCCUCGGUCCCCUCUCCGAAUUCGUCGGUCGCAACCCCAUCUACCUGGGUUGCUACGCCCUCUUCACCGUCUGGUUCAUUCCUCUCGCUCUUGCCAAGAACAUCCAGACUGUCUUGGUCGCUCGAUUCCUCAGCGGUGCCUUUGGUGCUGCUGGAACCACCAUCAUUCCCGGUACGCUCGCCGACAUCUGGAAGACGAGGGACCGUGGUCUGCCUGUUGCCCUUUUCUCUCUGGUAGCUGUGGCGGGCACCGUCGGUGCCCCUCUCUACUGCGGCUACAUCUUGCAAGAAAAGGGCUGGCGAUGGAUCCAGUGGGUCCAGCUCAUCGUCAACGGCGCCGUCGUCAUCCUCGAGUUCUUGCUCCUCCGCGAGACUCGAGGCUCCGUCAUUCUUGCUCGCCGAGCCGCCAAACUGCGAAAGGAGACAGGCGAUCAGCGAUACCGUGCACCGUCCGAGCUCGAGGCUCCUUCGCUCAAGGCUCUGCUGCACGCUUCGACCACCCGAGCCGCCCUCUUGCUCGUCUCUGAACCCGUCGUCUUCUGCUUCUCGCUCUACAUCGCUUAUGCUUGGGCGCUCAUCUUCGCCUUCUUCGCCGCUAUCCCCAUCGUCUUCCAGGAGAUCCACGGAUGGAGCGUUGGAAACGGUGGCCUCGCAUACAUUGGCCCUCUCAUCGCCUGCUUCCUCGCUUUUGGCCUGUCUUUCCACGGAAAAUACCUCUACGACCGCGCGCAGGCUCGCAACGGUGGUGUUGCCGUUCCCGAAGCGCGUCUUUACUAUGCUGCCGUCGGAGGUAUCCUGGCUACCAUUGGCAUGUUCAUCUUUGCCUUCACCUCGUACGAGCACGUUCACUGGAUCGCACCCGAGAUCGCCCUCGUUCCCCUUGUCAUGGGUAUCUACCAAAUUUUUGAGGCGAUCCAGAACUACCUCGCCGAUGCUUACGGCUCUGAAUACGGCGCUUCCGCUAUUUCGGCUCAGGGCUUUGUCCGCAACGCUCUUGCUGCAUCCUUCCCCCUGUUUUCGACUCAGAUGUUCCACAACCUCACGGUUCCUUACGCUGGACUGCUUCUCGCAUGCCUGCUGGCCCUCGCGGUCCCUCUGCCCUUUGUUCUCAUCAAGUACGGCGCUCAGAUCCGUGCUCGAUCCAAGUACGCCGCUUCUGACGACGCGGAGGACGGUGGCCCCGUUAUUGGCGCCCGACGCGGCGAUGUCGAGAAGGGAACGGCUACCAACUCGAGCGCCUCGAUCAAUACCACGCGCGUGUCCACCCCGACGCAGGGUCUCGAAGAUGCUUCCAAGACCAAGGAGAAGUCUGAUCCAGUCAAGGCCGUCGAUGGUCAAGCCUGA
This is a messenger RNA of Pseudozyma hubeiensis SY62, 1803 nucleotides long. RefSeq lists its product as hypothetical. The record is from RefSeq and is a predicted model, not a curated record. Gene Ontology annotation, biological process: transmembrane transport. The transcript is spliced from 2 exons. Gene Ontology annotation, molecular function: transmembrane transporter activity. Bases 1 to 1803 code for a protein of 600 amino acids. NCBI's taxonomy places the organism in Eukaryota, Fungi, Basidiomycota, Ustilaginomycetes, Ustilaginales, Ustilaginaceae.